AUGUUAUCGUCAGAGGCUCUAUGUAAACGUCUAAACGAUAACUGUGAUCUCGUAAACGUGGUUUUAAAUACUGGAUGUUAUCUGUUAGCCGAAAAGCUUCACAAGACAGAAAUGACCCUAGAUCCUUUUUUCUUAUUGUGCACGAAUCCAAAGCAACUUGAAGAUAACCAAUGCGACUGGGAUGUGAUGUAUCUCGAAAGGAAUGCGACGAUGACGCAACAUGGAUAUUGGUUCGUUAUGGGGGAUAUGCAGAAUCUGUUAGCUCAUUCUUCAUUAGCCAUAAAUACUGUUCUUCAUCCAACAGCAUUUUCUCAUACUUAUGUGACCCUUCUGAAAAGGAUGCAAGCCAUGUUCCAGACGAUGACGCAACAUGGAUAUUGGUUCGUUAUGGGGGAUAUGCAGAAUCUGUUAGCUCAUUCUUCAUUAGCUAUAAAUACUGUUCUUCAUCCAACAGCAUUUUCUCAUACUUAUGUGACCCUUCUGAAAAGGAUGCAAGGAAUGAAUGUUAACUGGCGGAUCAUUCGUGGCGAACAUCGAGAAAACGACAACACUGAUCUCGUUCAGCGGUAA
Molecule: messenger RNA, 570 nt
Organism: Cooperia oncophora
Lineage: Eukaryota; Metazoa; Nematoda; Chromadorea; Rhabditida; Trichostrongylidae
Source: the annotation of a GenBank genome assembly